ACGAGUGUUUUCAGGUUGAAUAGGUGCGGUUCUUUCCUUUGAGCGAUCGUAGUCGUUGCACCAGUGCGCGACUCUUUUUCUCACGGUUAAUAGAUCGUGCCUACGAGAAACGGUCGCAGCGAAAACUCAGAGGUGCUCGAACUCCGAGUUGUCGAACUCGAGGAAAACUAGAACCUCCUCCGUAAGUCUGUCGCACUUUCGAAACGCGUGUCAGCUGUCAGAUGUUUGUAUACGCGCGAUCGCGUCGCAAACUCAGGACAGCACGUAAUAAGAAUUCGCAGUAGCGGUGUCAGUUUUAUGAGACACGAUCAAAUCUUUGUCGAACAAAGAGAGUGAGUUGAGUGCAGAUAUGGAGAACUUGGAGGCAUUGGGAUGGUAUUUAUCUGAUCAUGGUUAUAAUUUGGCAACGGAUUCGGGUAGUGUGAUAGACACACAGAAGAUAGUAAAACGACUGUUAGAUUUUGACUUGAGAGAGAUUGGAAGUGGAAAUGGAGAUAUUAAUCAAGGCAAUAUUGUGUUGCAAAUACAAAAGAUACGUAAUGUAGCUGCGCCCAAAGGAAAUGAAGAAUCAAGAGCAGCUCCAAGAAUGUUAAAAUUAUCAUUGACAGAUGGAAAAAAUAAUUUUCAAGCUUUGGAAGUUGAACAUAUAUCGACUUUAAGUUUAAACACACCACCUGGUACAAAGAUACUGAUAAAGACAGGAACCUUACCUGUGUCACAUGGACUUCUUUUGCUGAGACCAUCGCAUUUAGUUUAUGUACUUGGGGGAAAAGUUGCCAAUUUAGUAGAAAAAUGGGAAUUAAAUAAGAAAUUAGCUUCACAUACUCGAGUAAGAUCUGCUGAAGAAGGUGGACCACCACCGUGGAUACCAUUUGGUAAAAAAAUUGUAAAAUUAUCGGAGCAAGAUAAGAAUUUUAAAGCUCUGGCGGAAAAAGAAAAACCUAGCAAAGAGAAUACUGAAUUUGAAACUCAGCGCAAAGAUGCGAUAGCGGAAGCUGCCAAGCAAGGCAGUAAGAAAAUAUUUGGCGGUGGAAAUAAACAGUUAUUGGAUCAUAGCGUACAGAAAAUCGUGGAUCGUGGAUUUACCAUAGAGCAGGCAGAAUAUGCUUUGAGAGUUAAUAGAAAUAACAUAGAUAAAGCUUUAAGAAGUCUGCAAAGGACCGACACUAAACAUAAUAGUGCCAAAGAAUCUCGAGAACCGCGAGAGCCACGUGGUAAACGGGAGAAGAAAGCCGAAGAGAGUAAACCUAGCAGUGGAAAAAUAUCUCUAUUUGACUUUCUCGAGGAUAAAUUACCUGUGCAACCCGAAAGUGUCGAAACAACUAAUUUGUCACAAAGUAAUUACAUGCAAAAUAAUGAAAGUAAUCAGGAUCGUUUUGAAUCGAGAGGUACUGAAGCACAAAGUGGAAGAGGUGGACGGAAUCAAAAAGGUGGUCGCGGUUAUCAACCGCCUCCGAGAUAUUCAGAGGAACAUAGAAAUAGUAAGAAGACAAAUAAUAGUAACUCCACCAUGUAUUUGCAAUAUAACGGUGCUAGUCACGCAUCGCAGAACAAACCACCGCGGUUUCAACGUAACCAGGAACCUCAGUAUCAGUAUCAACACGACGGAGGUAGAGAAGCGUAUCAGAAGUCUGCUCAGCCGAAUGAUUAUAAAAAUACGUUUGCUUAUUCGCGCACAAGUAACGCAAACGUCGAUAGUGGUAACGAUAACUAUAACAGAAUCCAGGCUGAGUUACAGGGAAAGAAUCUCGGUAGUAACAGAAACUAUAAUCACCUCGAGCCUGAGGCCAAAAAUAGGCAUUCUUAUGAUGCUUCUUAUAAUAGGCAUAAUCGAGCUCAACAAAAUGGAACUCCUAAAGUAUAUUCAACUAAUACAACUGAACAGAAUUUUAAGAGUCAACCUAGAUAUCAGUCGAAUAGUAAUGUUGGGAAUAAGAUGUCCAUGAAUCCUAAUGUGCAAAGAAACGAGAACAAUUAUGGUAACCCUAACAUCACCAGUACAUGGGUAUGGCAAAUAGGUGACAAGUGUAUGGCUAAAUAUUGGGAAGAUAAUAGGUAUUAUAAUGCUGAAGUCACUGGUGUUUCUGAGAGAACUUGCGUAGUGCAAUUUAAGGGAUUUGAAAAUUAUGAGGAAGUACUCCAGGUGGAUUGUAUACCAAUAACAGACGAUAUUCAAGAUCGUAUUCCGGAGACGAGACGACAAGAUCAACGUUCUAACAAUCGACAGCCACGUUACGAUCAGAGUCACAAUCAUAUAAAUGCAGGUAUGGAAUUUCGACGAGGCGGAAGUGGUGCCGUUGGCGGAAAUAAAGGAUAUAAUAAGAAACGGGGUCCACAACGGAGUACGCAACCAAUUUAUCAACCACCAGCGCAAAGAGGCCACAAUUCUCUGCCAAUUAAUAAUCAAAAUAAUACUCAACAUAAUUCUUUUCUUUAAUGUAACUCUAGUCUUGCAUCUUUAGUAAAAAAAAAAGUAAAUUCAGAUCUUGCUAAGUAUUGAGGCAAUGCAUUCGCUACUGAGGAUUGAUCUAACAGGUUGCCACACUAACGAAGAGUUUAGAUACCGUUUAUAUUAAUCGUUGCUAGGCGGCGAGCUGAAUGCCACAUUUAAGUUCUGUUAAAGCUGAAUUGAAUACGCGAUAACUUAAUACGAAGCAAGUUGGUUUUUCA
Mycetomoellerius zeteki is the source of this 2670-nucleotide messenger RNA. It is a transcript of the gene Tdrd3, whose product is annotated as Tudor domain containing 3. The transcript is spliced from 11 exons. Gene Ontology annotation, molecular function: protein binding. Lineage: Eukaryota; Metazoa; Arthropoda; Insecta; Hymenoptera; Formicidae. The record is from RefSeq and is a predicted model, not a curated record. The coding region runs from base 350 to 2437 and encodes 695 amino acids. Gene Ontology annotation, cellular component: nucleus.